AAUACGACGGUGGUUUAAAUAUGUAUGUAAAUCGUCAAUAUGACUGGAUCUAGUCAGUUAUAAAUCUAUUUUACAAACAAAAUAGCUCAGUCAAAACCUUCAAAACUUCCGCGUUAGACAGGUCUGUGCUAUUUUAUCACCGAAAGGAGUACGCUGAAGUUGGAAAGGAAUCUGUUGAGGUUAAACAGGUGAUAACAUCUGACAUAGCAAGAGACUCUUCGGAUUUUUGAUAAAUAAAGGGUAUUGGAAAAUUGUUAAAUCUGGCAUGGAAUGAGGAAGCACCGUGAUUGGAUUAACUGUAUCAUGUACAAACAAUAAAACGAGUGCUAUCUUACCGUAUACACAUAAUAUUGGUCGUGAAUUAAAUCAGCAAAGCAAAGGAAAGUGACGGUUUUUAACAUCUAUUACACUUGCACGGUUACGUAGAUUAUCGUAGGUUUCCACGUCUCAAGUGAUAUAGCCGACGCCGACAUGUCGGGCGACAGUCUCUCACUAAUGUCCGGCACGUCGGGACUCACCAUCCGAGGACGAAACAAUUUCUGCGAGGGCUGGGUGGAGCACAAGGAACACACGCAUAGCGGAGUCCGUUACAAGAAGCUGUGGAUGCUUCUGGAAGACAACAUCAUAUACAUCUUCUCCGACAACAAACCGUGCAGCACCAAUCAAAUAGGCAACCUCACGAUUGACAGUAGGUCGACUUUCAAGUACCUCGGACCCGCCAACGACAAGAGUGGCUACAAAUUUGACCUCUUUGCUGGAAAACGUCUCAAUAGAUUUAAGACUCGUCUUAGAUCGGAGCUCGAGCUAUGGCGAGGCUACAUCGUCGGCCUGAGUAGGGGUGCUGUCCCAAAGGACUUGGACCUAUUACCAGACCAGGUCAGCAGAAUCGAGGAGGACGUGACCCUAUUCCACGUCGGGGCCACCAGGGGAGGGAAAUACUCGCCUCCUUCAUUAGGGGGAGACAGCGGUGUUAUCCCGGAUGUGUCGUCUCUGGCUGGCAAACACUCCGUGUUCUCCGGAGGACUCGGCCCGGACGGAGUGUCGGUGAGGACGGGAGUAACAGGAAGGUCUCCAGGUUCCCGGUCGGGGUCGGGAGGCUCCGGGGAGACUAACAGCAUUUCCGGAGGUGGGCCAACCAUGGUGCAUCGAUUUUAUCCAGACAGGUUUGCCGACCAGACUCCACCAAGUUGGUUUGUCAAGCGUUGUUCUCGCGAGACAGCCGAGAAUGUGCUACGUAACGCCGAUCGCCUUGGUUACGGCAAUACACUGAUGAGGGAGAGCACGUCACACAUAAACAACGGAAGUUACGUCAUAUCCAAACUGAUCAGAGACAAGAGGACUGGUGUUGUAACAUUCGAACAUUACGAAGUCAUCCGCGUUGCUGGCGGAUAUAAAGUGCAUGUUGAAAACGAGCACAAUCCUAUGAUUUGCCUGGAUGAUGUCAUGAAGUACUUUCACCAGACAUGUGGCGGGGGCACCUUGCCCUUAAAGACCAAUGAUUUCCGCUCCUUGCAGUUAGACGCCAGCGAACCAAACUACGCCACGAAAUUUCCAAGACGUCCCCUGUCGAUGGCUACACAAGAAACGGGACUUGCUGAGCCAGAGCCAGAUGCCAUAUACGUGAAUGACCGUCCAUAUAGCCCUGAUUAUGACCGACCAGCAUUCAGGCAACCGGAACAUUUCAAUACGUACAGAGGUCCCCCACGGGACAAUCCAGUUGAUCUGAGAGGAAUAGGCACCAAGUACCCAAGAGGAGUCCGCCAUAGUGUGCCUUCAUUCGAUGAAAUGAGGCUGAGACAUUUGGAGCAAGAGACAGUUCAAGAGCUGGAUAAAGCCAUUGAAGGAGCAUUCCAGAGAGACAUGGACUACGUUAAUGUGCCGACUGAAAAUCUGCCUCCUCCAAAACCGCACAUGCAGAAAUCCUUCUCCACUGGCACAACUGCAAGCUACGUCAACGAAGAUCCCGAAACACUCCAUCUACCCGUAGCGCCGCCCGCUCCCCGCCAUCCUAUAGGUAGUCCUGCAAGCUCGGGAACCAAGCCGUUGCGUUCCUCUCAGUCCUUUAAUACACCGCCCCACUCCUCCACACAGAAAUUCGUCACCACAAACAUGUCAACAUUGCAACAAAACCUAGCUAGCGUAACUUUGAGGAAAACACCAUCAAACCAAUUGCAACAAAAUGAAGAAGCACAGCCUCGAAGCAUUGUAUCAAAGUCGUCGGCAAUAACAUCACCACGCUCUCCAAAUUCUCCGAGCAAUUUUCCGCAGUGGAAUACACAAAAGAAAUCUCCGAUGUCUGAAAAACCAGAUGGAUCAAGCUCUAGUGCAGCUUCGUCAUCAGAGAACGGGUCUGGUAGUGGAACUACAUCAACCGGAAGUCAUUCAACUGCCACUUCCGAUUCGGGGGUGGAUGUUCGGAAGCCCGGAGGAGUUGGAACCCUGCUGAGAAAAUUCGAAGUAAAACCAGAAACAUCUGGGUCACCAACGGUUACAAAGAAAGUACCCCAAAGGAGCAAGCUUGGAGAUGGACUUUGGGCCCCGAUAACGGAGCAAGAAUACGAGCAGCCGGACUCGAACAUAUCGACACACGAUCCUUAUUACUCUAAUAAACUCACUGUCGAUGAGGGUAAUACUAACAGAGCAAUAACAAAGGGGGCAAAGGUUACCUAUAGCAGCCAGAAUAGAGCUUUCUAUGGCAACUCGGUGGAAGAUGUGUAUGAUGACACAGCAAAUCCUGAUCCGUAUAGAUCGGAAAAACGUGUCCAAUUUGAAACAACAAGACACAACUCAGUUGAUGCCAGCGCCUCGGAAGAGAACACUGCAUUUAAUACUGCGCGCAAUCGACGUCAAAGUGAACCAUCUGUAAAUGCGUCCGAUAAGAUACAUAGUAAAUUCGAAGAGUACCCGAAUGUCACGUGUGGACGUUUGAGUGUGGAAUUUAAAAACCAGUUGGAGAAUUUAAUGAAAGGUGCCACAAUGCCCAGCAUGCCCAAACAACGACCUUCUGCGCAGGUUCUGUCGCCCUCUACUCCCCAGACCCCGUCGUCAGGGCAACCCAGGAGCCGGUUUGAUAUGCCUCUUCCGCCAGUGCCCAAGGACUCGAGGGACGAUCACGUGUAUGAACCACUUCCGGAUAUUCCGCCAGACGACGUCACGUAUUACAACGACGUUGGUCGUUGAAAUUUGAGAAAUAUCGUUCGUUUUAUGCCAGUUAAGUGACUUUCUGACUAUAACAGAUGAGUGAGACUUCAUUCAAAGGCGGACACCGUUGAAAUCGGUGCUGCAGUAUGCAUAUUCAGGUACAUGUCGUGUCUCAAUAUAUUGCAAAAGUACUUUGGAAGUACUUUUCAAUUAUAGUCUAUAGAGGUGCAAUCCUUUAGCGGAUAAAUAUAGUAUCUGAAUUAUAAAAAGGAAGCAUAUGGUCACUUUUCAGUGCGUAUACAUGUAUAACAAUGAAACGCGUGUUUUUUUCUUUAAUACUGAAGCAAACUCGCGUAAUUGAUUGUUUGUGCCAUCCUGAAUAAGAGGGUUUACGACAUAAAAGCAAGAUUUUUUAAACCAUAGUUUCCAAUUCACAUGUAGACUACCCAUCAUAUGCUUAUAUUUAUUUGUAAGCCCCCAAAAGAUGAAAGGCAAUAUGAAUUGCGUGUACCAACAUUAUUUUUUACUUGUUAGUCUGAAUCCAGUAAACUGACAAAGCUGAAAAACCUCAAAACGUCAAUAUAUAAGAUAUUAUAAAAGGAAGAAUUUUUGGCUGCAACACUUUUUACCCGGAAUCAGUGCAUCAUGUCAAUAUUCCAAGUAUUAACUUUUCAUAUGAAAAUGUUCUGGUUGAAGCAAGUCCGUUAUAACUGAAAGUGGAUUAUACUAUGUUAAACAUAUGUUGUGUUUGCGUCAGUGUCUUGAAAACCUUUCGCAAAAUGUGUUAUAGUUGUUGCUGAAUGUGUUCUUUUUUGUAACGUUAAUGUAUUUCCGAGUCAUUUAACAUUACUCGUUACAUUCAUUCAAGAGAAAAGUUAUAUUGAAAUCACGUUUACAAAAUAUAUUUCACAUACUACAAUAAGGUUUAUAUGUUCCAUAGAAAAACGUCACAUUACGUUACACCAUUCUUUUGAACAGCAUUGUCAUUUCUUUUUCAACUUAUUGCUUCAGACACCAUUUUAUAUUUACCUAUUGUAGAUAUUUAUGUCAGAAUAUAAUUAACAUACUAUUAGUAUUUGGUUUCGUACUAUGAACCGAUCAAAGAAGCAUCGGAUACAAAUCGUACGUGUUUGAAUACAUAUAUUUUUUACAUUAAAAGCAAAUAGACAGCAAUAAAAAUAAUUGAAAACAAAAGGUUAUUAGCUAUAGAAGCUAAGCAUCGUUUAAUAUCGAGGUAUUCACAAUAGUAAUGCUCACGUGGUAAAAACGUUACAUGCCAGUUGUACAGAACAGAACAUAAAUGGCUUACGACUGAUACAUAGUUCAAAGUCAGUCUUAAGCAUGUAAUAAUAAACAUAUGUGUCGUGUUCUGUGAAAAUUGGGUAAAAUGCAUGUGCGUAAAGUGUCGUCCAAGAAUAGACUGUGCAGUCCACACAGGCUAAUCAGGGACGACACUUUCCGCUUUUAUGGUAUUUUUCGUUUAAAGGAAAUCCCUUUUACCGAAUAUCUACUUUAAGCGGAAAGUGUCGUCCCUGAUUAGCCUGAGCGGAUUGCACAGGGUAAUCUGGGACGACACUUUACGCGCAUGCAUAAUGCCAAGUUUUCACAGAACACGACACAUAUCAGUGAUACUAUAGUAAUAUGAAGUAUAAUACUUUCUAACAUAAUAUAUGGCAGUGGUGGGUAAACAAAUAUAAUCGCAUUUUUACAAAAGAUUUAUGUGACAGAGUCGGUAUCAGCUAUUAUGCUAUUAAUAUUUAUGGAAAAUAAACUAAACAAUUGUUUAACUUACGUAUGGCAUGUAGUAAGUAUGACUGUUGCAUAUAUAUACAUAUCUACAUACUUUUAAUUUAAAUGACUUGAAAAAAGAUAAUAACAGUUCCGUUUUGGACAUUUGUUAAGUGUCAAAUGUGUCGUACAAUGUUUUCAUGUUUUUCAAAUAUUGUAUAUAUGCACUUAAGUUUAUUUAAACUUUAUUGUAGUUUUUAUUAUUUUCAAAUUGUAUUUCAUUUGGAAGUAUAUCAUUAUUUAGAAAAUAUCUCGCGCAUGCGAAAUGUAUUGUUCAUUUCACUUUUACCAGUAUGUAAAGUUUAUCUGAUGAAAUAAAAUGCAUUAAAUUGA
Molecule: messenger RNA, 5262 nt
Organism: Dreissena polymorpha
Lineage: Eukaryota; Metazoa; Mollusca; Bivalvia; Myida; Dreissenidae
Exons: 22
Coding region: 472-3180 (902 amino acids)
Molecular function (GO): signaling adaptor activity
Source: RefSeq, a predicted model, not a curated record